GAUUCAAGAAAGAGAUUGUUGUUGACGGACAGAGCUAUCUGCUGCUGAUUAGAGAUGAAGGGGGCCCCCCAGAGGCGCAGUUUGCCAUGUGGGUGGACGCGGUCAUAUUCGUCUUCAGCCUAGAGGAUGAGAUCAGCUUCCAGACCGUUUACCACUAUUACAGUCGGAUGGCCAACUACCGGAGCACGAGCGAGAUCCCUCUGGUUCUGGUGGGAACCCAGGAUGCCAUAAGUUCCACGAACCCGCGGGUCAUCGACGACGCCAGGGCGCGGAAGCUGUCCAGCGACCUGAAGAGGUGCACGUACUACGAGACGUGCGCCACCUACGGGCUGAACGUGGAGCGUGUCUUCCAGGACGUUGCCCAGAAGAUUGUGGCCACACGGAAGAAGCAGCAGCUGUCCAUAGGGCCCUGCAAGUCGCUGCCCAACUCCCCGAGCCACUCGUCCGUCUGCUCCGCGCAGGUGUCCGCCGUGCACAUCAGCCAGACGAGUAACGGAGGCGGGAGCCUAAGUGACUAUUCCUCCUCCGUCCCGUCGACCCCGAGCACCAGCCAGAAGGAGCUUCGAAUCGACGUCCCUCCCACGGCCAACACGCCCACACCCGUCCGGAAGCAGUCCAAGCGCCGGUCCAACCUUUUCACCUCUCGAAAAGGGAGUGACCCAGACAAAGAGAAGAAAGGCCUGGAGGGCCGAGCAGACAGCAUCGGGAGCGGCCGGGCCAUCCCAAUUAAACAGGGCAUGCUGCUGAAGCGAAGUGGCAAGUCUUUGAACAAGGAGUGGAAGAAGAAGUACGUCACCCUGUGUGACAAUGGCGUGCUGACCUAUCACCCAAGUUUACAUGAUUACAUGCAGAAUGUUCAUGGUAAAGAGAUUGAUCUUCUGAGAACCACUGUGAAAGUCCCAGGGAAGAGGCCACCCCGAGCCACGUCAGCCUGCGCACCCAUCUCCAGCCCUAAAACCAAUGGCCUGUCCAAGGACAUGAGCAGUUUACACAUCUCCCCAAAUUCAGGGAAUGUCACUAGUGCGUCUGGGUCUCAGAUGGCAAGCGGCGUCAGCCUGGGCUCCUUCAACAGCCGGCCAGACGGCAUGCAGCAACGCUCCUACUCUGUCUCCAGUGCCGACCAGUGGAGUGAGGCUACGGUCAUUGCAAACUCGGCCAUCAGCAGUGACACGGGGCUGGGCGACUCCGUGUGCUCCAGCCCCAGCGUGUCCAGCACCACCAGCCCCAAGCUCGACCCGCCCCCCUCCCCUCACGCCAACAGAAAGAAGCACCGAAGGAAGAAAAGUACCAGCAACUUCAAAGCCGACGGUCUCUCCGGCACCGCCGAAGCCAAGCGCAAGGCAUGGAAACUAAACCGUGUUGGUAGCCUGCGAAAUAUAUACAGCGGUGGCGGCACCAACACCGAAGAACAAGAGGAAAACUUUGAGUUUAUCAUCGUGUCCCUCACUGGCCAGACGUGGCACUUUGAAGCCACCACAUACGAAGAACGAGACGCGUGGGUCCAAGCCAUCGAGAGCCAGAUCCUCGCCAGCCUGCAGUCCUGUGAGAGCAGCAAGAACAAGUCCCGCCUGACGAGCCAGAGUGAGGCCAUAGCCUUGCAGUCGAUACGAAACAUGCGCGGGAACUCCCACUGCGUGGACUGCGAGACCCAGAAUCCUAACUGGGCCAGUUUGAACCUGGGGGCCCUCAUGUGCAUCGAGUGCUCGGGGAUCCACCGGAACCUUGGCACCCACCUUUCUCGAGUCCGGUCUCUGGACCUUGACGACUGGCCCAUCGAGCUCAUCAAGGUGAUGUCCUCCAUCGGGAACGAGCUGGCCAACAGCGUCUGGGAGGGAAGUAGCCAGGGGCGGACGAAGCCCUCACUGGACUCCACAAGGGAGGAGAAGGAGCGGUGGAUCCGGGCCAAGUACGAACAGAAGCUCUUCCUGGCCCCCCUGCCCUGCACGGAGCUGUCCCUGGGCCAGCACCUGCUGCGGGCCACCGCCGACGAGGACCUGCGGGCCGUCAUCCUGCUGCUGGCGCAUGGCUCCCGCGACGAGGUGAACGAGACCUGCGGGGAGGGGGACGGCCGCACAGCGCUGCACCUGGCCUGCCGGAAGGGCAACGUGGUCCUGGCACAGCUCCUCAUCUGGUACGGGGUGGACGCCAUGGCCCGCGACGCCCACGGGAACACGGCGCUGGCCUACGCCCGGCAGGCGUCCAGCCAGGAGUGCAUCGACGUCCUGCUGCAGUACGGCUGCCCGGACGAGCGCUUCGCGCUCAUGGCCACCCCCAACCUGUCCCGGAAGAACAAUAACCGCAACAACAGCGGCGGGCGGGUGCCCACCGUCAUCUGAGCACCGCGGCGCCGCCGCGCCUCCCCCGGAGCCGCCACAUGAGCCGAUGACCAGUUGGUUGCCAACCAGCGUGAUGACAGCCAGCCGGACCCCCAGCCGGACCCCCAGCCGGAGGCCGGGUGCUCAGGAACCAGGAGUGUUCAUUUACAGCAGGAAUGCUGAGAGCAGAAGGCCAGAGCCCAAGCCUGGAAAGCUGCCCCCAGGCCGGCAGUGCGUCCUCAGACCAGUCGGUGACAGCGUCCCCUUCCCAUCGGAGCCUCUGGGCCUCCCCUCUGCGGGGCCAGCCUGUGCCCUUCCCCACCCCUGUGUGCUGGGAGCCGGGUCCGAGGAGGGGUGAGGCUCUCUGUGAGCCUCUUUUCCCAAAGAGCCCCGCCCCCAGCGGGUGAGCCACGCUGCCCGCUCACUGACAUUUAACCUCCAUUUUUAGAGUUUGAUUUUCCAGAGGCAGAGAGAAGGUUGAGGCUGAGCCUCAUGGAUUCACUAAGGUCGCUUCAGCCCAAGAUGACCCCUUCUGUCUCCUACACCGUGUUGUCGUGUUGUUGGCUCCCUUUAGAACUAACCACCAAGAGGGGCGCUUGGGGGGCUCAGUCAGGUAAGCGUCUGACUUCGGCUCAGGUCAUGAUCUCG
This is a messenger RNA of Suricata suricatta (meerkat), 2963 nucleotides long. RefSeq names its product ArfGAP with GTPase domain, ankyrin repeat and PH domain 1 (gene AGAP1). The record is from RefSeq and is a predicted model, not a curated record. Gene Ontology annotation, cellular component: nucleus. The coding region runs from base 87 to 2336 and encodes 749 amino acids. The transcript is spliced from 17 exons. NCBI's taxonomy places the organism in Eukaryota, Metazoa, Chordata, Mammalia, Carnivora, Herpestidae. Gene Ontology annotation, molecular function: GTPase activator activity; GTPase activity; protein binding.